This is a messenger RNA of Hibiscus syriacus, 327 nucleotides long. Its product is annotated as ATP synthase subunit alpha, chloroplastic-like. The record is from RefSeq and is a predicted model, not a curated record. Bases 1 to 327 code for a protein of 108 amino acids. The transcript has a single exon. Lineage: Eukaryota; Viridiplantae; Streptophyta; Magnoliopsida; Malvales; Malvaceae. Gene Ontology annotation, molecular function: proton-transporting ATP synthase activity, rotational mechanism; ADP binding; ATP binding. Gene Ontology annotation, biological process: proton transmembrane transport; proton motive force-driven ATP synthesis.
AUGACAGGUGAAAUAGUAGAAUUUGAAGAAGGUACAAUAGGAAUUGCCCUGAAUUUGGAAUCAAGUAAUGCUAGUGUUGUAUUAAUGGGUGACGGUUUGAUGAUACAAGAGGGAAGUUUUGUAAAAGCAACAGGAAAAAUUGCUCAGAUACCGGUGAGUGAGAAUUAUUUGGGUUGUGUUAUAAAUGUCCUCGCUGAGCCUAUUGACGGUCGGAGUAAAAUUUCAGCUUCUGAAUCUCAGUUAAUUGAAUCUCCUGCCCCGAGUAUUAUUUCGAGAUGUUCCGUUUAUGGGUCUCUUCAAACGGACUUAUUGUUAUUGAUUCGAUGA